AUUGUUAACCAACCGAACGCUGUUUUCGUAACAUUAAUUCCAACGUGCUCGUUGUAUACGCAGAAAUGAAAGUUUAUAUUGAAUUUCUAAUAGUGACCUAAUAGUGACCAAUUACCAAACCAGCAUACAUUGCUCGAUACUGACGAGACUAACUUUACGCCGCCGCAGAUAGAUAGACCCAAGUAACCACCAAGCAUUAAUUCAUGCAUGUAAUCAAUCACAGAUCGGCAUAUUAAAUGCUUAUUGCAUUAGAUCAGUUUUACCGAUGUCAAGAUGCAUUUAUUCAUCGCCUGUCAAGCAACGAUACACUAGUUCAGUGUUACAAAUGCAGCGAUGCAUUACAUAUGUUUUAUUUCAACAUGUCAAAGUAAUAAGGCAUUAUUUCGGUCGUAAAAGGGCCUUUUUCCACUUUAAGUAAACUUUAAUGGCUGUAUUAUUUGCAAGCAUAUAUAGCUCCAUGGUUACUUGGGGAGUUUCUGUUAGUAACGGUACGGAAAACAUAUAUGAUUUGUAACUAUCGUGGCUCUAUAUUAAGGAUAACGGCCUCUGGCGAUCUUUUAUUGUUUAUUUGCUUCGACCGGUUAUUCCUACAGUGUAGAUAGUGAGGAUUGGGUUUCGAUUAAGGCAAGCAAGGAGUGUGCAAGGAACAGAAGAAGACCAUGUAAGCCCUUAUAAAAAAUCUAAAAAUUUACUUGUUUAUUACACUGAAAUAUAAUUCCAGCUUUGAGCUACCGUUGAGCAACUCCGUCGCUACAAAGACCUUCAACAAUCCGAACAUCCUCAGUUAUGGGGAUCGAGGGAUAAUAUCCGAUACAAUUUGUAAUGUAUUAAAUCUAAAUUUUUAGCUUGAGCAGAAAAAAAAGGUUUACGUUUGGUGCGAUUUGACCAGGGGGGGAAGGUGGAGCACUGAAUCCCUACCCCAACAUGUGCGACAUCUGGAUUUGGUUCUAAACUGUAAACAACAGUGUUAAUUCUCUACCACCUUUUUGUUAUGGCGAGGCAAUUUUUAUGCACACUUUUGUUUUCGAUAUUUUAUCAAAAUUAAACACUCAAUCAUGCAGCAAUAUAACGAUGUGGUAUGCUUGAGAUACCUUCUUGAUUAUAGGGACUCGAAAAAGAAUUUAUUUGCAGUAACUAACCGAAUAUAAAAAUGUUCACAUUAACGAUUGCGCCCUAACACCGGUUCUAAGCUUCGAUGCAGAGUACACGAGCUUUGUUCGCCAGUGACAGGCGUAUGAGACCCUUGGAUUUGACAGAACCCCGGCCAAUUGUUGUCUAGAUCAGGUCUAGAUGAAACCUAUUCGGCAAAGGGAUAACUGCGUAGGCAACCACCGCGUUGCCACCAACAAAGCUACGUCGAUAUGAUUUCAUAAAGAAGCGUGGUUGCCAUGGGGAACGAUAGGUGCACGUGGUUGCUUCAAUUAUGUUGAUGAGUAAGCGAUUAGGAUUUUGUUUGUUCCACUCUCAGUUCAUUACUAGGUUUGCUGGAAACAGGCCAUUUUAUCAAAUUUCAAUUUUGCUCGGAAAUAAUGUCUUUUGAGCAAGACAAACGUUCUAUGUACGAACGUCGCCGGAAUAUCCUGUACUUAGUUUCACACUACUUUUCCAUUGUGGGUCUCACUCAAUCUCGCCAAGCUCUGCUGGAUGAAACACAUCUCACGGAAGAGUUCGAAGUAUGUGACAAUAUAGAUUUGGACACAAUCUAUCAGGAAUAUUGCAGUUAUUAUUCGCUGAAAUUCGGAAAACAACCAAGAAUCGUCAAGAAAAACGAUUCUCAUACUCUCCAACCGAUUCCUGCCCUUCCGCAGCGUAAGCAAUCGGCAUAUAAGAAACGUCCCAAUCCUACGGUAAAGCCUCAGCCAUUGUCCCCACGUGGCGAACCGGAAACGGAGAACGAGCUCAAAGCUUUGGGAAACAACUUAACAGUAUCUCAAGUGUUCAAUCAAAAUCAGGUGUCUCCUAGCAAAUCAAGAGAUUCUUCCGCAGUAGUUUUGACAAAAAUCAACGAAAAUGGUGCCUGCAGUGGCCCAUCUCUAAUUCCCAAUCUGAAACCAUUCAUAAGACUGCAUGAAAAUUUUACAUCAGAGUGGAAAGAAUUGGCGGACGCAGUUUGCAGAGACUUGAUUAAGAAAGACCUCUGUCAGCGUUGGAACCAAGUGAAAGGCCUAGACCAGCCGAUAAAGUUGCUCAAGGAAAGUGUGAUUACGCCGCUGCAAUAUCCAGAUCUUUUUGUCGGCUUGACCAAACCGUGGCGAUGUAUUUUGCUCCAUGGUCCUCCCGGGACCGGAAAAACUAUGCUCGCUCGGACACUCUGCUCGGAAACGCGUGAUUCGAUCACAUUCUUCAACGCCACGGCCAGCACGCUGAUCUCGAAGUGGCGCGGCGAGUCCGAAAAACUGAUUCGGGUUCUGUACGAUGUGGCCCGAUUUUACGCUCCGUCCAUCAUCUUCAUCGACGAGUUCGAUGGGCUCGCUUCGCGACGAGACUCGAUCGGUGAGCACGAAGCAUCCAAACGGUUCAAAAACGAGUUCUUAGCGUUAAUCGACGGAUUGGAUAGUGGGACGGAUGAGGAGCGAGUAUUUUUGCUGGCUAGCACCAACAUUCCGUGGGACAUCGAUCCCGCUUUCUUGAGACGAUUUGAGAAAAAGAUACUUAUUGAUGCACCCGGUAAGGAAGGUCGCUUGGCGAUCAUUCAUGAGCUGAUCCCAGUAACAACUACCUGGGAGCGGAAGCUGCUGGACAAUUUGGCGGAAAGAACGGAGAAUUUCACGGGAGAUGAGAUUCGGAUCGCCUGCAAGGAAGCUUCCAUGAUGAUGAUACGAGAGAGGAUCGAAAAGAAUUGCGACACCAAAGGACAAACCUGUUCUAAAUCUCUAGCCGACGAAGUUCAAUACGAGCAAUUGUUGAGCGCGUUACAACAAAUUCAGCCUGCCACCGUUCCGCUGAUUGAGAAACACCGCGAGUGGAACAUCAAGUACGGAAACCAUGCAUAAUUCUUAGCAGAAAC
This is a messenger RNA of Armigeres subalbatus, 3007 nucleotides long. RefSeq names its product katanin p60 ATPase-containing subunit A-like 2. Gene Ontology annotation, molecular function: protein binding; ATP binding; ATP hydrolysis activity. The record is from RefSeq and is a predicted model, not a curated record. The transcript is spliced from 6 exons. NCBI's taxonomy places the organism in Eukaryota, Metazoa, Arthropoda, Insecta, Diptera, Culicidae. Bases 1530 to 2993 code for a protein of 487 amino acids.